AUGCACACCAUGUGCGCCAUGCGCUUGCUUUGCUUCGUCAUUGCCGUAUCCGCCUUGGAGGACGACCAGUGCCAGUUACAGAUUCGGAGCAAAGGCGGCGCGUCAUUGAUGCCAGCUCCGCAGAGAAGCAACGAAGCUCCUCCCGAGACCAACGCAACGAAGCUGGACAUGAUGCAGAAGCUUUGGACCACUCCAGGACAUUUUCCUCAGUGUUCCUCGUCCAUUCCACGCCAGAAAGAGAAGCUCAUACAAACUGAGGGUCUUCAGCGCUUGCCACCCUUACCCGACAAGAUCACAUGUCAACCGGGAGAAGUUCCCAUCGGAGAUUUUCAGGAGGGCAAGUACACCUUCUCAUGUUGCGCGGCUGGAAGCCAAUGUGGUGGUUGCCGCAGCAGCAAGAACGGUGUGUGCCUGGAGUGUGCGGCUGGAUAUGUUUACCAAGCGAUCCCAGUGAUGGGCAUCUCCAAAUGCUUCAUGUGCGAUGACAUUCCAAAUUGGCAUGACUCUAUGUCCCGCACUUGCACUGACUAUGCUGUCCAGGGCUUGUGCAAUGGUUCAUGGCCCAAUGCAAGCCUUGACCUGCCUUAUCACGGCCUCAAACCCAGUGAGGCCUGCUGCAUUUGUGGCGGUGGGAAUGUGCAAGCUGUUCCCACUCAGAUGCCUUUGGCCGACGAGUCCUUGUAUGUGGGCCAGCGGAUAGAGGCCUUUCCGGAGCCUGUGGCAGAGGCAGUGGCAGUUGACCCCGAGUGCAACCUGGCCGAGUUGGGUUUGGAGCUCUCAGUGACUGGCGUGAUCCGUGGGAAUUUGACUGCAACGAACAAGACCACCCAGCUCAAGUGCUCCAUGAUGCUCACACAAGACCCGAUUCGCGGAAUCUUCAGCAGCAUCAGCUUGGACGUGCCCUUGUCCAGCUUCACCUACGGUGAGCAAGCACUUCUCUUCAAGUUAUGGGGACAGGAUGCAGAAGCAGCUCAGUCUUCCCUGCCUCUUCAAAAAAAAUCAUCACUCCAACUUGAGAACUAUCAGCUGGCCUGUGUUCCGGAGUGCCCAUGGCUUGGACUAGAUCAAGGCAAUGGCGAUCUAUUCCUGCAAACCAAUGUCUUGGGCCUUCAGAAAUUCCCGUCUGAGAUGAAAGGAAGUGUUGAAGGAUAUGAAGGGGUGCCAUCUUGCAGCUGUCAAGUCUCUGCUGAGUCGGCAAACCAUACCUUUUCGACAGAUUUCGUUGCCCUGCAAGCUCGCUUAUGGCGAUCAGGGUCCUAUGUCAAUCAGACCAUCAUCGCCAGGAUUGGCACUGAAAUUCCUGAUGUGGAAUUGCUCGAAGAUCCAGGGCUUGGCUUCCGGUGGUACAGCAGUCAGAACGAUUUGCAGCUACCUGUGCUUCAAAACAUCUCCACUGGAGAGCUCUUUGUGGUUUCUCCAUCCGUCACCCCAAUGAUUCUGGACGUCAAUUGCAAGGAUACGAAGAACAGCUAUGCAUGGUCACGCAUCACAGGUGAUGUCACUCUGCGGGGUCAAAAGGCCUUCAACCUGGACCCGCAAUCCGGCACGGUCUCGGGUGUUCCAUCCCUCGAAUUGUCAGACACCCAGGGCAGAGCAAGUGUCACAAUCACUUGCCAGGUUGCGCUGGGUGGCCCCACCUAUGACAAAGUCCUGCCAGUUGCAAACCUCACGGUCGAGGUUCAGGAUGAUGUUUGUUGGGUGCCAGGACCUAUUUCCCUGCCAGCCCUUUGGCAAAAACUCGACGCCCAAACAGGCCCAUUGUGCCUUUCAAGUUGCCGCAUGCGUGAUGAUUGCGCUGCUGUACACUUCAAUGACACGUGCUACGUCAUGGUCUCGGACGGGCAAUUCCUGAACUUGACGGGCAAUGCGUUGGUGCGACUGAGCAAUUGCUCCGAGGAAGUCUCAGCUUUGAAUCUGUCAGUUCCAGGAGCAGCUUAUGUCGAUGGGCAGUUCACCGUGUCCAAUUCAUACAAAGAUCAGGUAUCCUACUCUCGAGCUGGCUCAACUCCUGGUCGGCAAUUGGACUUGGUGCAGGGCUCCUUUGUUGAGGCGGACAGCUAUUGUCGCAAUGCCACAUGGUUACUUCUGCACAUCAAUACAUCAGACUACAAAGACGGAGACACCAAUGCGCCAGAAUAUUUUGGUGCAGAGAUAGCUUGCAUCAACCGAGAUGUCGUGAGGGCAUCCUUUCAAAGUGGUGAAGUGACGUUUCAGCUGAAUUUCUCUGCAGCGGAGCUGAAUGACAGUGCUCUUUUGGAGAAACCAAGUGCUCAGCAAAAUGCGACGUUGAAACUCAGCGUUCCGUCCUGCGCAAAGCCGAGCUUCGUCGACGUCGGUGUGGAGCAGGUCUUCAUCGGCCAACCGGAGGAAGCGGGUCGAAGUUUCGACGUGUGUCGCAGUGUCGAGUCUGAAGGAAAGGACAUGAAAGAGGAUUCAUCCAAUGAAGCAGUACCCCGGACAGCCGCCAGCUUCAACAAUGGAUCACUACCAGAUCAGCUGAUCUUCACCGGAGCCUUCACGUGCGAGAAGAAUGCCAGACUCGAUGAGAUCCGGUCCACCACCCUAGAAGACUGUGCAAAGGAUUGUCGUGGAGACUCCGCAUGUCAGUUUUAUCAGUAUGAAACAGCUUCAGGGUAUUGUGUGUUGUUUCAGCGGUGCGAUUAUGUACAAAGAAUCGAUGUGCAAAUCGAAAACACCUUGUAUGGAAGACCGCCAGAGGGAAACUUUUGCCGGAUCGCAGAUCCGACAGUCUGCUGGCAAGAGAUCAAACGCCGCAGCUUGCUCAGCCUGACAGCGUCAGACUUGCCUAGCUGCGUUUUCCAAGAGCAAUAUGAGGCCUGUGAUGCUUUACAAAUGAUCUCAGGUCAAUCACAAGGCCGGUGUGCCCGAUGUCAAUACCUCAACUCCUCCAGUUCCUAUGCGCAGCAAGGUAUGCGCAAAGUACCACUCCCAGAUGAGUUCCCAGCAGCUUCACAAGUGGCCAUCAGUUGCAAUGCGACAUCUCGCAUGUUUGCCAAGCAUGAAUUGGAUUGGAAGGGUCCACGCCCCUUUGCGAUCUUCACUUGCGUGAGUGGCGAGUGGGUGGGAGAGCCAGGUUGGCAAUUUCUUUCAAACCUCACGCGUGUGGAAUGCCUUCAGUUGGGCACUCCUACUUGGCAAAAACUCUCCAUGGUGUCCAUGCCUGAAGUGUACUUCUUGGAACACCAAGAGCUUCAUAUAACGCAUGGUGAAGCUAACAAAGGCUGUAGCUCUACAGGCUCUUUGACGCCAGCUCCCUUGCUGAUGACCAAUUCGAAUCUUUACUUGAUGGCGUGGAACUCAGACACGAACGCCUUCUACUUAGCUUUGUCAGAACACUCGAGCUUGGUGUGGUACCUUGACGAGGAAGAUCGGCUUCAUGCUGUGGAUGAGAAUGGUCUUGACCAGUGCGUUUGCGGAAACGGACGUGCGAAUCUGAGUUUAUGCGACUCAUGUGACAACAGAAGUUGGAUCAUCAACAGGCAAGUGCUGAUGGACCCGAAUGGAACCUCAUGCGCCUUCAACCAGAGCAAGAAUACCAUCAUUACCAAGCCUUGCAAAGAAGGGCAGAAGGCAGGGGAGACAUGGUAUUUUGCCUCUGGAAAUUGUUUCGUUGGCAUGCAGAUGGUGGAUACUGCAACGAAAGCUUGGAAUUUCACCGUGGCUGCCAAAACUGACAUUCUGGAGCUGAAAGAUUUGCAGUAUGAGGCAGAGGUGACCAACCGCACAACGGAACUGUUCCAGAUUCGCUUGAGCAAGAACAGUUGCAUUGAGGCAGACUGGAGCUGCCAUUAUAACCAUUCAGGAGUGACGUACCAUUGCAUGCAGGUGUCAGAGAACUGCACCGGGGGCUUUAGCAUGCAAGAGGGUGGCAUCAUUCGAUAUUACCCGGAGGGUGAUUUGAGAAGAGGACCAUACUAUUUGUGGGGUGGAUGCCCAGAUGGCUAUGCUUGCCAUGGCACACAAGUCUGGGUCAUUGGAUCGGCAUCACAAGCUACGUCAUGGCAGCUGUCUGCAAACAGCAUUCACGUGAAUCCAGGUCACACCGCUGGUUCUACUUUCGAUUACAUGGCGAUCUAUUACGAACAUAUAGUUACUACACCAUCUGGUCAAUAUGACCUGGGAACGGUGGACUGUGCCCCCGCGAUGUUGUCGAUGAUCGUGGGGCCGAUCUUAAGUGGGGAUGUGAAUGAUGUUUGGAUGGAAUGCGCAAAUACUGCGCCGGCUUCAAUGUCUCAGACCAAUUGCGACUUCUAUACACUGAGCUACGAGAAGAAAGCAAAGUCCUUGUCGAUUGCGUGUCCAACCGGUCAAGUCAUGACGUAUCUCCAGGGUUGGUUUGCCUCAGACGGCCACUACCCAGAAGAAGGUGGCUCCAUCGGGUACUCAUGUUGUGAACUUCAGCUCCCUGAACUUACACGACUCAGCUUCGGCGGAGGUGUACCUCCCACAGCUCCCGAUGGAAGCCAUGGAAACUACACCUUUUCCUGUGAAGAUGUCGGGGUGUUGACGGGGCUCACUUGGGCAGAACAUGUAGAUGAUGCUAACGUUCUUUGCAACGGAUACCAUCGCAUCCCGAUUGGUGCAUGCGUGAUUCUGGUUGGUUGCUCUCAAGAACCGGAUGAUCCUUACACUCAGUGUAGUCAGAAAGGCAUGAUGUAUCAGUUCCAAUUUCCAAACUACCAUGGGAAGAAUGACACAUCAAGCUCAACAACCUAUAUGUCUACCUGCGAGGCUUCUGUAUCCAUCGUGUCAAAUCAAUCUCAAAGUGGAGAUCCUCAAAGCUUGUCUUUGAUCGUGCAAAAUCAAGAGUUGCUCACCCCAGAGCAAUUGCAGGCUUACUCCAGUACACCAACCAUGCAGGUGGUUGUGCAAUCAGACAUUCUUUUCAGUUGCCGGCCAAGUCCUACUGGACCGGUGCAUUUGGCCAACGUGAAUUCCACGUUGUGUGCCAAUCGCGUGCCCGUUUCCCCGAGAGAUCUCCGGAGUGCCUCUGGCGUGGUCUCCAACUUGGGAGACAAAAGUUUGCUCAUCCAAAAGACAUGCCCAGUGCUCAUGAGCGCUUCAGAUCAACCGGUUGCUCGAGUGGUUAGCCCAAAAGGUUUGACCAUGGAGAGUUUCUUCAAUAUCCUCAAGAAUCAGGUCUACUACAGUGUGCCCUUCGUGAGUCCGUAUCAAUGGCCCUUCGACUUCACGGGAGACUCCCUUUCAUCAGCGAAUCUGGUGGGUUUUCUCAGAAACACCACAUGGACCUUGAGCUGGGACAAGUUUCAGGGAUCGUGGAACUUGCUGGGAGGCAAGCAUCUCUACGCAUCAAUUCACAGUGAGGCCGUGAUACCGGUGGACUUGAACGGAAGCGCAGACGCCUUCUCGGCGACAUUUAUUCGCCCAAUGAUGGCCAGUUUUUUGACAAGCCCGAAGGUGAACAGCCCUUUCCCGCAGCAGAAACCAACCUACCCAAAGCUUUUGGAGUUCCAUUCAAGUCAACCAGAUUACAAGGAAUAUUGCGACCCUACGAUUUUGCAAAACCCUGGUGAGUUUCAAGUUUCGGUGGAUGAGACGAAUCCAUGUUUUCACACAUUCAAUGCCGAAAUCGUCAGAGGGUUGCCUGAAAUGAAAGGAAUCACAGAGCAGGCCUUUUGGUCUUGUGCAGAGCGGGACUCUUUGCGUCAGUACAUGGAAGGGAUGUCCACAGCCGGGAUCCAGAAGAGCCAAUACAAAGUGCAGAAAGUGGAGGAUGAGAUGCAAGCGGUGUCAUUGGCCUUGCAGCUUGUGGCAGGUGUUGCUGGCAUGAUUCCUUGGGGCAGCUAUGCAGCCCCUGGGGAGAAGGGUGCAGAGAAGACUGAACAGUUUGUUGCCAAGGAAGAAAAAGACAUUGCUGAAAAGACGGCCAAGACUGAAGUGAAAAAAGAAGUUGAAAAUGAAGUAAAAGUUGGAAUGACAAAGCAGAUGCACGAGGAAAUGGAGGCGCAAUUGAAACAAAGUAUGAGGGCUGCCAUGAUCAAAAAGGAUUUGCAAGCUGCGAAAGCAGCACAAGCAGCAGCCCAGCGGCAAAAACGAUCCAGUGGUAUGAUGGCCAUGAUCGGUGGCGCUUACCAGAAAUAUGGCAACAAUUUCAAUUCCUUUGUGAGCACCUUCAGUACCUCAGUCUCAACGGCGGACUUAAUUUUCAAAAUGCACCCGAGGCCUUCCACCUCAGCCGGUGCCAAAAACAUGUCUGAGAAGCUGAUGAAGCUAACCCUUCCCACCUUGGACGGCCCAACUUACAAAGACACCUCUGCAAUGGCGAAAACCACUUGGAAUGAUUGUAUGCCGUUGCAGUUCGGUUUGUCCAAGGUGAUGUGCGACUUGUUUUGCAUUGAGGAUUCUGUUCGCGAAGGCACCUCGGCGGUCUUAAGUAGCCUGGAAAAUUCGCAAGACGUCCUGAUGAAGAACUUGCAAGCGCUUCUGAAUUAUCAAACGCAGUACAUCCUUUGGGCCAUCGGGACUCUGGUCAAUCCGGCUACUGGGUCCAGCUCUGAGCCCUCAGAGAUACCUUCUGCCAGCGCUUUGCUCGAGGAGCUGCGCCGCAUCGACUUUGAAGAUGUGCGCGUCACCGUGCCAAGGGUAUCCCGGGAUGUCUUACACUGGCAUAGAGAUGCUGCGCCGGAGCUCUAUGGACGUGUCGCGUCUUUGUCCGUGAAUGCCACGGCCCAGAAUUGGCCCUACCGUGUGCGAUCUUUGCGGAGCAUGCUGCAGCACUUUCAAGCAGAAUUUCGUGAACGUCUCUACAGGAGUGCACAAGGACAGCCAUCGGUGGACAAGAUCCAGCGGCUUCGCUUGGAUGCAGCCAUGCACCGAAAACAUACAGAAAAAGCGCAAUUGUUACAACUGCAGAUGGGCGAAUCCCGAAUUUGGACUUCCCUCUUGGCCUCUUUCUUGCAUUGCCACGAGAAGCACGCCACUUUCACAAUGAUGCAGCUAAAAGCAUUGGAUCAACACGAUGCAGCUCCUCUCCUUCAUCUCGAUUCGACGUUGAACAUCUCAAUUGGGUCUUAUAUUGCUUUGAACUUGGCCCAGAACUUUUCGCUUUGCAAAGCGGACACGGCCUCCUUGCGAGACACCUGGCAGCGCGCCAUGCGCGCAGAAGAGCGCAGCCGUGAAGCUCUCCUUGAGGCUUGGUCAGCCACGGCGGCCACUGCCGAGCGCUUGGCAAUAGCCUUUGAGGACGAAGACUUUGUGCUGAACCUGGCUGACUUCACCAACCAUGGGAGCCACUUUACUCGCUUUGCCAGCUUCCCUCGUGAGUCUUGUCACAGCAUGCCCAAGUUGGCGCAAGAACUCUUUAACGAAGCAGUGUUCCAGGUAGACCGGGUGAUGAAGCCUUUGGCAAAGCAGCUUGUGGUCUUCAAUGCUUUGGCCAAGUACCAACAGCAACAGCUCCUGCAUAGACGCAUGGAGCACGUUCCUUUGCCGACGUUCUCUUUGCCCAAAGGUGCGCUCGCUGCCAUGGCUGAUCCGGAGGCCCAAGGUCGCCAGUUGGCACUUCAAGCGUUGCAAGCCUUAGGCCGAGAGCUUUGCCCUUCACCGCCGAGUUGUCCACAGGGAAUGCUUCUGCCUGAAGAUGCAGACGCACAAUUAAAUGGGAUGGAUGAGGUCGACGUUUGCAAUCGAGGCGGGCGCUCACGCUUCAUUGGGGUCAUGACAUCCAGCUUAGCAGAGGUUUUGAUGCGGAACGUCACAUUGGAAUCGGUAGAGAUGCACAGUUUGUUGUUGCUCAAAGUAGCAGACCUUUAAUAUUGUAAUCAAUUUUGAUGAUGAUGAUGAUGAUAUAUAAUGUGCCUUUUGGAAUAAAUAGAGGCAUAAGUCCUCUAUUUAUCCUCUAUUUAUUGUAUUGGAUCUGUUAAAA
Durusdinium trenchii is the source of this 7906-nucleotide messenger RNA. The record is from the annotation of a GenBank genome assembly. Lineage: Eukaryota; Dinophyceae; Suessiales; Symbiodiniaceae.